Colletotrichum spaethianum is the source of this 1560-nucleotide messenger RNA. Its product is annotated as putative transporter. The coding region runs from base 1 to 1560 and encodes 519 amino acids. Gene Ontology annotation, molecular function: transmembrane transporter activity. The record is from RefSeq and is a predicted model, not a curated record. Gene Ontology annotation, biological process: transmembrane transport. Gene Ontology annotation, cellular component: membrane. NCBI's taxonomy places the organism in Eukaryota, Fungi, Ascomycota, Sordariomycetes, Glomerellales, Glomerellaceae. The transcript is spliced from 3 exons.
AUGGCCGAAAAGGAGAGCUACAAGGACAUCAAGGACAUCAAGGCCGCCGAGAAUGGCCUCGAGCCGACAAAGUCCCUCAUGGCAGGGGAGGUCGAGCUCCUCGACGAGUCGGCGGCGUUUCUCCAGGAGAACAACAUCACUGAGGAGUACCUCGCCGAGCUCGUCAACGACAAGGAGAAGAACCGCCGGUUGGUCCGAAAGAUUGACCUGACGAUUCUGCCUCUGCUCGCCGGCACCUACGUCCUGCAGUACAUUGACAAGCAGGCGCUGUCGUACGCGGCCGUCUUUGACUUGUUCACCAGCACGGGCGUCUCGCAGACGCAGUACUCGUGGUUCGCGAGUAUCUUUUACCUGGCGUACCUGGUGGCCGAGUACCCCUGGGUCUACGUUGCGCAGAAGACGCGCAUGGGCAAGGUCGUGGCGGGAUGUGUACUAUCGUGGGGCGCCGUGUUGAUGCUCACGGCGGCGUGCUCAAACUUUGCGGGCCUCGCCGUGUGUCGAUUCCUUCUUGGCGUUUUCGAGGCGCCCAUCACCACCUGCUUCAUGAUGAUGGUAUCCAUGUGGUACGUCCGUGCGGAACAGCCCUUCAGAGCCGGUAUCUUUUACUGCUGCAACGGUGUGGGCUCCAUGCUCGGCGGCAUCCUCAGCUACGCCAUCGGCCAGAUCGACGGGUUCCCCGUGUGGAAGGCUGUCUUCAUCAUCUGCGGCGGCAUCACCGUCAUCUGGGGCGGCGUUCUCUUCGUCUUUUUGCCGGACAGCAUCCUGAGCGCAAAGCGGUUCUCUCUCGAGGAGAGAGCCCUUCUCGUCGGCCGUGCCCGUCUGGCCAAGACCGGCGUCCUCAACAAGACGAUCAAGUGGUACCAGGUCAAGGAGGCGUGCCUCGACCCCCAGGUGUGGCUGCUGACCCUCUUCGUCCUGCUGAACGAGACCAUCAACGGCGGCGUGGCCAACUUUGGCAAGCUCAUCAUCAAGGGCCUUGUCACGGAUCCGCUGCUCACGACGGCGCUGGGCAUCCCCCAGGGCGCGUUCCAGGUGUUUUGGAUCCUUACGGGAACCUACACCGCGACCAGGUUCCGCAACCAGCGCACGGCCGUCAUGGCCGUGUGGAUGAUCCCCACUAUCAUCGGCUGCUGCAUGAUCUGGAAGCUCGACCACACUCACUACAAGGUCGGCGUCCUGUUCGGGUACUACAUGAUCGGCUGCUACGUCGCGUCCCUGGUGCUUGCUCUGCAGAUGCCGGCGACGAACCUGGGCGGCUACACCAAGCGCAUCACGGCCUCGGCCGUCGUCUUCACGGCGUACUGCGUGGGCAACAUCAUCGGACCGCACGCGUUCCUGGCAAAGGAGGCGCCGCUGUACCAGACCGGGUGCAAGCUUAUCCUGGCGUGCUCGGCUGCGCAGAUGGCCAUCGCCAUCUCCCUGCGCUUGAUGCUGAUACGCCGCAACAAGACAAGGGACGCGGCGGCGGCUGCGGCGGGACGCGCCCCGGAUGCCGAGCACGACGACGAGAAUGUCGAUCUGACCGAUAUGGAGAAUCCCAACUUCCGCUACGUACUCUGA